Molecule: messenger RNA, 420 nt
Organism: Aspergillus mulundensis
Lineage: Eukaryota; Fungi; Ascomycota; Eurotiomycetes; Eurotiales; Aspergillaceae
Exons: 2
Coding region: 1-420 (139 amino acids)
Source: RefSeq, a predicted model, not a curated record
AUGGACAGCACCCUUUUGAAGGGCAUCAAAUCAGCAUGCUGUUUCGCCCUCGCAAUCUCCCCCGUCGGGGAUCGUCUCAUCAACCCUUCAACGCCCGAAUACACCUCACUCGUUAACGCUCAAGCACACGGCAUGUCCAUUCCGCUCGCUCCUUCCUGCUUCGUGCAGCCAACAAUGGCCGAGGAGCUAGGCGUCGCUAUCGGCGCGUUAAGCUUCGCGCCUGCAAUGAUGAAAGCAGACGCCCACCACGAGUGUCCGCUUGGCAUCCGCAAUGGCGAGCAUAUUACAUGGGUUGGCAAGGGUGCGGAUGACCUUGAUCUUGAGAGUGAGGAUUACAAGGAGAACGAUUAUGUGAUUAUUGAUGCUGGGUUGCUGGAUGAGGGGGUCUAUCGGGAGUUCAUGAAGGGAUGGGAGCAAUGA